This is a messenger RNA of Caenorhabditis elegans, 447 nucleotides long. RefSeq names its product Solute carrier family 3 member 2 N-terminal domain-containing protein (gene R01B10.3). The coding region runs from base 87 to 383 and encodes 98 amino acids. The transcript has 3 exons. The record is from RefSeq and is marked reviewed. Lineage: Eukaryota; Metazoa; Nematoda; Chromadorea; Rhabditida; Rhabditidae.
AGUUUAGUAUCGAUCGCACGCUCUAUCACAAUUUUAAUCAUUUUCUCUUUUCCAACUUUCAUUUCUCGAUUUUAUUUUUUCAAAGAAUGAGAACCGACUCUGUGACAGAUUCCUGCUGUAGCAGUGAGUAUUCAUAUUGUAGCUGUGAUUGCGUCAAACAACGAAAAGUUGCCGAGGUUCCACAAAUCGGGUACAGUCUUGAUGAGCUCAAUGCUAAAAGGGAGGAACCGAAAUGGAGAGUUGCCAGAUACACUGCAAUUGCGAUGUUCUGGGGAAUUUGGGGAGCGCUGCUUGCAGGCUCAAUCCUUAUCAUUGUGCUCAAUAAUCACGACGUUGCGAGCACUACUGCCGCUCCAACCACAACAACCACCAACGGACAGUAAUUUUUGUAUAAAGCCAAGCUGUCAAUAAAGUUGAUUGAUAAAUAAAAUAAGAUCGUCACAUAUC